Molecule: messenger RNA, 2472 nt
Organism: Morchella sextelata
Lineage: Eukaryota; Fungi; Ascomycota; Pezizomycetes; Pezizales; Morchellaceae
Exons: 3
Coding region: 1-2472 (823 amino acids)
Biological process (GO): lipid metabolic process
Molecular function (GO): triacylglycerol lipase activity
Source: RefSeq, a predicted model, not a curated record
AUGUCGUAUUUCCCAGCGUCCUCUGCUACGCCUUAUAAUCACAGACGCUCAUUGGAUGCCGCCGCCACAACCACUCCCGCCGGACAAGAUCUUGCUUCCACAAGUAACAGGUCGGAAAGUACACUUGCACCACUAUUUCGCUUCAUCAAAGAUCCUACAUCUGCACUGACGUCGGUGUUUGCCUCAGAUGAGGCUACAAGACGUCACCAGCUUGCUAGUGCGCGUUUGAAGAAUGCGAUAAAUUUUGCGGAUUGGGAAAAGGCGGCGAAAGAGUUGGAUCAUUUAGAAGGGAGCGAAGGAUGGAAAUCGGACCCCUGCUCGCCAGACUACGAUUCCGAUUUGAUAUCGGCGCGUCUAAAGCAACUUGACGAUGCACGACUCUCUUGUGAUAUAGGACGGAUGAUUUUUCUUAUAAGAACUACAUUGUCACGAAAUCUUGGUGAAAUGGGAAACAUUCGGCUCUACAAGUAUUCGCAUACAGGCACGAAACGACUCAUAGAGAAAUACAUUGACUCGUGCCUAGCAACACUCGACACACUUAUUUCUCUUCCGGUCACUGCUGACGCCCCCUCAAGUUGCGAGAUUCUGGAAUCUCUCAUCAAUACUCGCCAAGCAUUUGGCCGUACAGCUCUCUUGUUAUCUGGUGGUGCUACAUUCGGGAUGAAUCAUGUUGGGGUUAUGAAAGCGCUAUGGGAGGCAGACUUGCUUCCGCGAAUCAUUUCUGGGGCUUCAGCCGGUUCUAUUGUCGCUGCUGUGCUGUGUACAAGAACGGACGAUGAGCUACCAAAUAUUUUGGAAGAGUUCCCGUUUGGUAACCUAGAUGUGUUUGAAGACGGGAAGAACCCCGAGACAAUUCUAAGCCGACUUGCAAGAUUUUUGAAGAUCGGUGCUUGGAUUGAUAUCUCGCACUUGACAGGAGUUAUGCGGGAAUUGGUAGGGGACAUAACGUUUCAAGAAGCCUACAACCGAACCAGGAGAAUAUUGAAUAUCUGCGUCACUAGUGCUAGUGUCUACGAGCUACCGCGCUUGCUGAACUAUGUGUCUGCUCCUAAUGUUCUAAUCUGGUCCGCUGUUGCUGCAUCUUGUUCUGUUCCCUUCCUAUUCUCAGCGGUGUCCCUGCUUUCUAAGGAUCCUAACACAGGUCUUCCAGUCCCCUGGAGUCCAACGCCUCAGCGAUGGAUCGAUGGAUCCGUUGAGAACGAUCUUCCGAUGACAAGACUUGCGGAGAUGUUCAACGUGAACCACUUCAUCGUCAGUCAAGUAAAUCCCCACGUUGUUCCAUUCCUACCAAAGGAAUUUGUUAUCUCCCCGGAUCACGCCCCCGCUCCACCCGAAAGUUCUGCUGCGGGGUGGGGUGAAACGGUGGUAAAGUUGGCAGUGGGAGAGGUACUUCACAGGAUGAAUAUGCUUGCAGAGAUGGGUAUUUUCAAGACAAGCCUAACGAAGGCUCGCUCCGUCUUGUCCCAAAAGUACUCGGGCGAUAUCACGAUUCUUCCGGAGGUUUCAUACGCGGACUUUCCAAAGAUGCUCAAGAAUCCGACGACAGAGUUUAUGUUUCAAGCAACACUACGUGGAGAACGCGCAACCUGGCCGAAACUGAGUAGGAUUCGGAAUCAUUGUGCUAUUGAAUUGGCGUUGGAUACGGCGAUUCAUAAAAUCAGAACAAGGGUUGUGUUCUCGCCUAGUCAAGUGGAUUUACGAAUGGGAAACCUUCGGGGGAUUAGUAGUGGUGAUGACAAAGGACUUGGAGCAUCAGGAACGUCUACGUCCACAACGAAUGGUGCUCUAACGCCCUUCGUUGUUGUGGGUGGGCGUGGCAAGAAACGUGGUAUGAGGAGACGAAUGCAUAGCCAUGAUCCGAGUACACACCCACUCCGAGACCGGAGCCUGUCAAGGAGAUGGCGGAGCGGGGCAAUAUCCCCGGUUCACACGAGGAAUGAAAGUAGACACAAUAAUAUAUUUUUCACUCCUAGCAACAUACCAUCGAAGGAGCUCGAGCCUGAGGAUGUUGAGAACGUCAAGGAUGUCGAAGCCGACACUAAUAUCUCAACAACCACGUCGUCGUCGGAAGAUUCACUGGGUGAUUCAGAACCAGAGACAGAAGUUAUAAAAACCAGCUCUAUUCUGUCUGCAGACGGGACAUAUGAAUGGAGUCUCGUUGACCCAUAUUCGGAAAGCGAAGGUGCUCACGACGAGGAUGGGAUACAGCAUAUACAUAUGGCGAAUACUCCCCGAAGAAGAAGGAGCCAUCCCCGUCCGUCCGUGCCCUCUGUGGCUCCUUCAACUGGGAAUACACACCUCGCGUCUGCGCCCUCGACGCCUGGGGGGACUGUCCCACCCGCCACACUCCGCCGAUGGGAAAUGGUGUUCGGCCGAAUGACCCCAGUAACUGGGGACGACGGGGCCCAGGCGGUCAAAGUGGGUUUAGGAAGAGCAAAGAGUGCAGGAGAGUUGAAGGGGUUGCUGGGGUAA